Messenger RNA from Staurois parvus, 237 nucleotides. NCBI's taxonomy places the organism in Eukaryota, Metazoa, Chordata, Amphibia, Anura, Ranidae. The record is from the annotation of a GenBank genome assembly.
AUGAACGGAUCUGCCGCAGCCACUUACCCUGCCAAGACCUACGCCGACUACAGCUAUGGGAGCCCCUACCACCCUCACCACCAGUAUGGAGGGGCGUACAACAGGGUGCAGCCACCCACCAGCCAGCCAGGUAAGCCUGGGGGAGAGGGCUGUGCUGUCCGCGCCGUCCUGGAGGUGCGGGAAGUGGUCUCCGCGCAAGCUGGAGGUGCGGGAAGUGGUCUCCGCGCAGCGCUGUAG